ACGUGUCGUGACGCCAGAGUCUCGCGACACAAGGCUAGUGACGUAAUUAUUAGGCGCCCGGCAAGAACCGAGGAGCUCGAUGUUAUCGUCGUUGCCUGUGGCUAUACUGGACUGUGGGCUGUAUUAAGAAAAUCGUGACUGUCCCGCUUUUUGGGCGAUUAAAACAAUAAAAUGUCUUUAUAUGAUGAUCUUGGUGUGGAAACUAGUGAUUCAAAGACAGAAGGAUGGUCAAAAAACUUCAAAUUAUUGCAAUCCCAAUUGCAAGUUAAAAAGGCAGCUCUUACACAAGCAAAGACGCAGCGAACAAAGCAGAGCACAGUUCUUGCUCCUGUCAUUGAUCUUAAGAGAGGUAGUGCAUCUGAAGAACGCCAGAUUGUAGACACACCCCCCCAUGUGGGUGCUGGAAUAAAGGAAUCUGUUCACAGUGGGUUUUCAGCUGCUGAAGUUCUGGUCCCCUUGGCAGAUGAAUAUGACCCCAUGUACCCUAAUGACUAUGAAAAAAUAGUUAAACGUCAGAGAGAGGAGAGGCAACGUCAGCGGGAACUGGAAAGACAGAAAGAAAUAGAAGACCGGGAAAAGAGACGUAAGGACAGGCAUGAAGCUAGUGGAUUUUCUCGUAGACCUGACCCAGAGUCUGACGAAGAGGAAGAUUAUGAAAGAGAAAAGAGAAAAAGACCAAUGGGAGGAGCAGCCAUCGCACCACCUACAUCCCUUAUGGAAAAGGACAGGGAAUCUAUUGUGCCUGCUUAUGAUGAUGAGCCAAGGCCACGACCACCAAUGGGAAAGGCAGCAAUUCCACCACCUAUGUAUGAUGAGCCAGAGAGACCAAGAUCACCAACUGGGCCCAGCAAUUCUUUUCUUGCAAAUAUGGGUGGCACUGUAGCCCACAAAAUCAUGCAAAAGUAUGGCUUCCGGGAAGGACAGGGCCUGGGCAAACACGAGCAAGGGCUAAGCACUGCACUUUCUGUUGAAAAGACAAGCAAAAGGGGAGGAAAAAUUAUCGUUGGUGACUUGGCUGACAAAGUUGAAGCAGCUAAGAAAGCAGAUCCAAACCCUCUGACGGAAAUACUGAAGACUCCCACUAAAGUCGUUUUGCUUCAGAACAUGGUAGGUGCAGGGGAAGUCGACGAAGAACUGGAAGGUGAAACAAAGGAAGAGUGUGAAAAAUAUGGCAAAGUUGCAAAAUGUGUCAUUUUUGAGAUUCCUGGUGCACCAGAUGAAGAGGCUGUAAGAAUAUUUUUGGAAUUUGAACGGGUCGAAUCUGCAAUUAAAGCUGUGGUGGAUCUAAAUGGGAGAUAUUUUGGUGGCCGAAUAGUAAAGGCUGGUUUCUACAACCUCGACAAAUUCAGAACCCUGGAUCUUGGGGACUAAUAUGGAAUGCUUUAUCGCCAUUCUACUGUCUGCCUCUGCAAAUGGAAAUAUCUACUAAACUAUGUCACGUUUAUUGUGAUGAAAUUUUAUUUUCAGUUUUAUAGUAUAAAGAACUUUUAAAAACCGUAAAAUCCUGUCUCUCUUCCUAUGAAACUGCAUUUUUUUGUGGUUGUCCAUUCAAUUCUCCUGACUUAUAAAGCAACAGGAGAAUAAUGAUUGGGCAUGUUGAGCAAUAUGCUGCUGUUAACUAAAGGAUGUAUGUGCCCUGCACAUACUGGAUUGAUUUGUUGUUCUUUAUCGGAGAUCAAAGGAUGUAUUGAGCCCUAAGUAAGUGUACUGUGGCAAAACAAUGGCAGAACUACUUGUGCAUAUGUAUGUAGAUAUUCAUACAGUUUCACUUCUGAACCAUCAUGGCUUUAUGUGCUGGUCCCUUAUUGCAGCUGUCCCCAAGCUUUUUUGGACUGGGGACCGGUGCAAGGACCAGGGGUGGGGUUGGGGGAGGGCUCGGCAGCAAGUUUGAACGUGCCAGCGUCCAAUUCGGUGCGCCUCGUUUUUGUGCACUGGGCUUGGUGGCCCAGAGGUUGGGAAACCCUGCCUUAUUGCAUUUAGACAUAUGUUCUAUUGAUCAUCAUUUUGAUUAUAUCAAAAUACUGUUAAAUUGAAUUUGGAACAGAAAACUUGUUUUGGAUAAAAUGUAACCCACUUGAACUUUGGUUAACAUGUUUGUUUGUUUGUUUUAAUGACAACAGCAGUUGUACAUUACUUACAGUAUAUCCCUUUCCAAACUGGAGUGGUCCUGUUUCACCCAGUGUCACUGGUUCUAGCAGCUUGUGACCUAGCAGUAUAAUACACUAGGAGGGAAAGUAAACAGUUUUAAAAAUCAGCCCAAUAAACCCAAAGAUAAAAUGUACUCAUUUGGCAGAAAGGAAAAGUGUCACCGUCCCUUUUAAAAUCUGUGUUAAAUUGAGUAAGCCUUACAUAAUUAACCUACAUUUAUUUGGCAAACAAAUGAGCACAGUUUGUCUAUUACAUUUAGAAUUGUGAAUGAGUCAAAAUAUUGCUUCCUUUGUAAUACAGGUCUGGGGUCUUUUGUCUGUAAAUCUAUCAUUCAGAAUGCCAAAUUUCUGAUAAGCGUGCCAUUACAAAAUGUACAGUAUAUUGUUUAAAUAAAUCUUUUGUUUCCUGUUGAUCACAAAA
Molecule: messenger RNA, 2568 nt
Organism: Xenopus laevis (African clawed frog)
Lineage: Eukaryota; Metazoa; Chordata; Amphibia; Anura; Pipidae
Gene: rbm17.L
Product: RNA binding motif protein 17 L homeolog
Exons: 12
Coding region: 172-1371 (399 amino acids)
Biological process (GO): alternative mRNA splicing, via spliceosome; mRNA splicing, via spliceosome; RNA processing
Cellular component (GO): protein-containing complex; precatalytic spliceosome; nucleus
Molecular function (GO): nucleic acid binding; RNA binding
Source: RefSeq, a predicted model, not a curated record